Molecule: messenger RNA, 1338 nt
Organism: Odontomachus brunneus
Lineage: Eukaryota; Metazoa; Arthropoda; Insecta; Hymenoptera; Formicidae
Gene: Naxe
Product: NAD(P)H-hydrate epimerase
Exons: 2
Coding region: 300-1028 (242 amino acids)
Cellular component (GO): mitochondrion
Molecular function (GO): NAD(P)HX epimerase activity
Source: RefSeq, a predicted model, not a curated record
UAACCUUGUUUUAAUCUUUAAGCCGUAAGAUAUUGACCAAUCAUAGUUGAUUAUUUUUAAAAUAAUCGACUGUGGUUGGUCAAAGCAAGGGGAUAGUGAUACGAACUUAAGGAGAACAAAAGAAGAAAAUAACGUCUUCCUUAUCUUGUUUCUUCGUAUAUUAAUGGUUUAAUGUAUCCUUGCUUUUUGUACUUUUGGCCAAUGAGGACAGAUUCGCAUUACCGAGCGUUGAACGAUUGAAAGUUUUUCUAGCGGGCAACAAGCCAUUCGUAUCGUCUACGAGACGGGAACACAGCAAGAUGAAAUUUCUAAAUCAGUCAGAAGCUAUUGACAUCGAUAACGCUUUGGUUGGAAAAUAUCGGUUCAGCGUUGAUCAGCUGAUUGAAAUGGCUGGUCUGAGUUGUGCCCUCGCGGUAAAAGAUUUUCACUAUCCGGUAUGUACGGCACCUAAUAAAGUUCUGGUUCUUUGUGGACCGGGAAACAAUGGCGGUGACGGUCUCGUCUGUGCGAGACACAUGAAGUCCUUCGGAUAUUCACCGGAAAUUUAUUAUCCGAAAAAGUCAAGUAAUGAAUUGUACGAAAGACUGGUGCAACAAUGCGUCGAUCAUGACAUUCCCAUACUGGAGAAUUCGUGCUUAGAAGCGGCGACAGCGGACUCCACAUUUUUACAAAAAUACAUGCUCAUAAUAGACGCCUUGUUUGGAAUUAAUUUCAAGCCGCCAGUGCGACAGUCGUUUGCUCACAUUAUUAACAUGCUAAAGAACACAACUGUGCCUAUCUGUAGCAUAGACAUACCUUCAGGCUGGGAUGUCGAAAAUGGUCCACCACAGGAAGGUGGUAUAAAGCCAGAGAUAUUGAUAUCCAUGUUAUCGCCAAAGAUGUGCGCCUCUCAUUUCAAGGGAAAAGCUCAUUAUCUGGGCCAUCUAUUUGUACCUAAGAAAUUGGACAUGGAAUAUAAACUUGGUUUGCCCAAAAUUAAUUCAGAACUUCUUAUUAUUAAGUUGGAGAAUAAUCAAAAGGACCUCUAAGAACUGUAUUGAAGUACAUCACUGUACUAAUUUCAGCCUUUUGAAUAUUUAAAAUAUUAAGAUAUACUUCUUAUCAUGAUCCAUACAGCAGCAAUGUUUAAAAGAUAUCUGAGAGACAUUUCUCUCUCUCUCCCCCUCCCACCCUACUUGUUUUGGAUGUCUUUAGAAUACCUCUAAGAUGUAUUUUAAACAUUUGUGUUGUCUGGAAAAUCGAUAUAUAUAAGUAUCAUAUAAGGUAUGGUGUACAUAAUUCUAUAUUGUUGAGCAAGAAAUUUUUACAAUUUUAGAAAUAAACAGUGAUAUAAUAUUA